GGGAAGAGCCACAGCGACUGGCUGUUUUUCCUGGGGCUGUCCUGGGCUGGGUCUAUACAUAACAGUUUCCCUUGGCGAAACCUCUCCUCUCAUCCCAGCCUCCCAGCUCUGCCACUUGUGCGCUGCUACCGCGCACUCGCAGCUCCCUAGCGACAAGAAGGGGAACGAGCACAGCGGGUGGAGCGAGGAGGGGUGCGCGAGUGGGAGGCACCUCCCUCGGGAGGCUGGGAAAUCCCGACCGUCACCAGGGGCUGUGCCACCGCCCUCGCGGGACCGAGGCUUCCAGCGUGUUCCCAACUUUGUGGCGCCCUCAGGCAGUGGCGGCGGGAAUGGAGCUGCCUCAUAGCGGCCGGACACCGCUGGGCUCACCGCUGGACAGCUGCUCCCUGGCCUCUCUCGACUCCAGCGUCUUCUGCAGCGAGGGUGAAGGGGAGCCCUUAGCGCUUGGGGACUGCUUCACGGUCAACGUAGGCGGCAGCCGCUUCGUACUCUCGCAACAGGCGCUGUCUUGCUUCCCGCAUACGCGCCUUGGCAAGCUGGCGGUGGUGGUGGCCUCCUACCGCCGUUUGGGAGCCCUGGCUGCAGCGCCCAGCCCCCUAGAGCUCUGCGACGACGCCAACCCAGUAGACAACGAGUACUUCUUCGACCGCAGCUCGCAGGCGUUCCGCUAUGUCCUGCACUACUAUCGCACCGGCCGACUGCACGUCAUGGAGCAGCUGUGCGCGCUGUCCUUCCUUCAGGAGAUCCAGUACUGGGGCAUCGACGAGCUCAGCAUCGACUCCUGCUGCAGGGACAGAUACUUCAGAAGAAAGGAGCUGAGUGAAACUCUAGACUUUAAGAAGGACACAGAUGAUCAGGAAAGCCAACAUGAAAGUGAACAGGACUUCUCACAAGGACCUUGUCCCACUGUCCGCCAGAAGCUCUGGAAUAUCCUGGAGAAACCUGGGUCUUCUACAGCUGCCCGAAUCUUUGGGGUCAUCUCCAUCAUCUUCGUGGCGGUGUCCAUCGUCAAUAUGGCCCUGAUGUCAGCUGAAUUAAGUUGGCUGAACCUGCAGCUGCUGGAGAUCUUGGAGUAUGUGUGCAUUAGCUGGUUCACCGGGGAGUUUGUCCUGCGCUUCUUGUGUGUGCGGGACAGGUGCCGCUUCCUGAGAAAGGUGCCAAACAUCAUUGACCUCCUUGCCAUUUUGCCCUUCUACAUCACUCUCUUGGUAGAAAGCCUGAGCGGCAGCCAGACCACACAAGAGCUGGAAAAUGUGGGACGCAUCGUCCAGGUUUUGAGGCUGCUCAGGGCUCUACGAAUGCUAAAACUGGGCAGGCACUCCACAGGAUUGCGCUCACUUGGGAUGACAAUCACCCAAUGUUAUGAAGAGGUCGGCCUACUGCUCUUAUUUUUAUCUGUGGGAAUUUCUAUAUUUUCAACCAUAGAAUAUUUUGCGGAGCAAAGCAUUCCUGACACAACUUUCACAAGCGUUCCUUGUGCAUGGUGGUGGGCUACAACAUCCAUGACUACCGUGGGCUAUGGGGACAUUAGACCAGACACUACCACAGGCAAAAUUGUGGCCUUCAUGUGUAUAUUAUCAGGAAUCCUUGUCUUGGCCUUGCCUAUUGCUAUUAUUAAUGAUCGCUUCUCUGCUUGCUACUUCACCUUGAAACUCAAGGAAGCAGCUGUUAGACAGCGUGAAGCUCUGAAGAAGCUUACCAAGAAUAUAGCCACUGACUCAUAUAUCAGCGUUAACUUGAGAGAUGUCUAUGCCCGGAGUAUAAUGGAGAUGCUUCGAUUAAAAGGCAGAGAAAGAGCAAGUACAAGGAGCAGCGGGGGAGAUGAUUUCUGGUUUUAAAUUGACUUCUAAUUUAUCUAUAAAAGUUGUGUACGAUUAAUCAGAUUGAUAAAGCCUUGACAUGGAUAUCUGUA
Marmota flaviventris (yellow-bellied marmot) is the source of this 1912-nucleotide messenger RNA. RefSeq names its product potassium voltage-gated channel modifier subfamily V member 1 (gene Kcnv1). Gene Ontology annotation, biological process: protein homooligomerization; potassium ion transmembrane transport; action potential. The record is from RefSeq and is a predicted model, not a curated record. Gene Ontology annotation, cellular component: voltage-gated potassium channel complex; membrane. NCBI's taxonomy places the organism in Eukaryota, Metazoa, Chordata, Mammalia, Rodentia, Sciuridae. Gene Ontology annotation, molecular function: protein binding; voltage-gated potassium channel activity.